Molecule: messenger RNA, 711 nt
Organism: Echinostoma caproni
Lineage: Eukaryota; Metazoa; Platyhelminthes; Trematoda; Plagiorchiida; Echinostomatidae
Source: the annotation of a GenBank genome assembly
AUGUCUCCAACCGCAUUGGCUCAUUUGGACGAAUUGAACUGUUCAUCCAUGAGCCUAGUUCCCAGUCAACCGGGGAUAAUGAGCGCGCAUUACUUUUGCACUGUGCCCAAUUCUGCAACAACUGUCGCUCUGAACACCGGACACACGUAUCAAACGUUACAACCGAGGCAGACAAGCACACGACAAGCCAGCAUCUAUACAACUGACUCCUUGGCCGGGACAUGCCGGGUAAACGGAGAGUGUUUCAAGCGCAACUUAUUUUUGGACAGAACGUUGUGCACUCAAAACGGUCACUACACACCACUAUUGAAACAUGCGACAAAUACAAAACUGCCGCCGAUCCGACAUUUGCAAGCAUCCCAACCCGAUCUAACCGAAAACACACCGAACGAACAGCCUCGAGAAGGACAAACCGUCCCAACUAAAGGUACGCUUGUUCAUUGCGAUCGUGCAUUGAGUCUCAGCGAUCUGACACCACAAGCUUUGCAAUUGCUUCCAUCCCCCACCGAGGAACGUUUGCUCAAGGAACAAAAAGCGCGAGCACCAUUGAGCACAGACUACAUCGAGCCGCAAACGAAUGAGCAGUUCUCCGCAAGACGUAGUCACAAACCCAGCAAUGUAUGCUGCAAUCGAACAAUCAAAUCACUCGCGGUCGGGUUAGAUCAAGCUGGUGCCCUAAGCGGUUCAUAUAAUAGUGCCAGUUUUGUUUGA